AUGUUACGGCAGAGAUCCGGGUGGAGUGUCGGAAUUCGUGCGACGGUACGACGGUUGACGACAAAAAGUGCACCGAAAAAUGAAAUCAAGUAUACCAGCACUAUUUACCUACCGAAAACCAAAUUCGCCGCUCGGUUAAGUGCGGAAAAACGAGCCGAAGUCGAGGGACAACUGCGUAAGAAUUGCCUCAAUGAAUUAUACUGCUGGAACCGGGGUGCUCUACCGGCGGAAAGAGAAUUUACAUUACAUGACGGCCCGCCGUACGCCAACGGGGAUCUGCAUAUGGGCCAUGCGGUCAACAAAAUUUUAAAGGAUCUUAUAUUGAAACACAAAAUCAUCAGCGGCACUAGGGUCCAUUAUGUGCCCGGUUGGGAUUGUCACGGGUUGCCAAUAGAAUUGAAAGCACUGGAAGCGUUUAAUCGAAAAAAAUCCAAAACAUCGGAAAAAGACCAGAAUUCGGUUUUUCACAUCCGCGAAACUGCCAGGCGAUUUGCUCUUGACACCAUCACUAAACAGAAAAGCGCAUUCGAAUCCUGGGGAAUCACUGGCGCGUGGAACGAUUCAGUCCAAGGGUAUUAUCGUACACUGGAUCCCUCGUACAUACGCAGUCAGUUGCGUUUGUUUCAUGAACUAUAUCAGCGGAAGCUGAUCUAUCGCGAUCUGAAACCAGUGUAUUGGUCGCCCUCGUCUCAAUCAGCACUUGCUGAAGCGGAGCUGGAAUACGAUGAAGCCCAUAAAAGCCCAUCCCUAUAUUUAAAACUUACGCUUGAAAACAGUGGCUCCCGUUGCGCUGCUAUCGAGCAACUGCGGCUAAAUGGAUCUGAUGUAUAUGCCGUGGUAUGGACUACAACUCCCUGGACCUUACCUGCAAAUCAGGCAAUUUGUUACAAUCCUGCUUUGGAAUACAGCUUAGUGCGGUCGUCAUCAGGUGACGUUUUACUCAUAGGAAAGGAUCUCACAGAUUACCUAGCACAACAGCUAGAAACGACAUUAUCCGUACUGCAGACGAUUCCAGGGACUGAGCUGCACUCGUUAAGAUAUCAUCACCCUUUGCAACCGGCGGAACUAUUGCCUUUUUUGCCUGCCGCACACGUUAAAGCAGAAAAAGGUACGGGACUUGUACACACCGCUCCGGCCCAUGGGCCAGAAGACUUUUUGGUUUGCUUGGAACAACAGAUACCCGUGAAGAGUCUCAUCGACGAACACGGGCUUUACAACGAAGAUGCUCCCCAAUUCUUGGUCAGAAAGUAUGCACUAACUGAGGGAAACGAGAUGGUAACGAAGAAGUUGGCGAACGCAACCUUGAAGCUGAGUACGAUAGAACAUUCGUACCCAAUCGAUUGGCGUACAAAGCAACCGGUCAUGUUGCGUGCCAGCAAUCAGUGGUUCAUCAACACAAACACGCUUAAACAGGAAGCUUUGGAUGCAGUUAAAACAGUGGAAAUUUAUCCACGAACUUCAUCCGAGGUGAGCAAGAAAGUGUUGGAAGGGCAGCUUCGAAAACGUCCCUACUGGUGCAUUUCUCGUCAGCGUGCAUGGGGCGUACCGAUACCGGUGCUGUAUGAUACCGUGACCAAGCAACCGAUCGUACACAAACUUUUGCUGGAUGCGAUCGAAGAACGUCUGCUGAAAGAAUCGACCAUGGAUUUCUGGUGGACAGCUCCUUUGGAAGAACUAGUCUCCGCUGAAAUGUUAAACCAGCUUGGUACCAGCUACGACAAGCUAGAGAAAGGACAAGACAUACUCGAUAUCUGGUUCGAUUCCGGGGUGUCAUGGUUGACGGUACUGGGAAAAGAUCGGGUGGCCGACCUGUACUUGGAGGGUGUCGAUCAGUUUACCGGGUGGUUCCAAUCGUCGUUGCUGACCAGUGUAGCGGCUCGCGGUAAGGCACCCUACAAUGCCAUUUUCGUACACGGAUUUGCCGUAGAUGAAAACGGCAUGAAAAUGUCCAAAUCCCUUGGUAACGUGAUAUGUCCCAAGCAAAUCGUCCAACGGUACGGUUGCGAUGCGCUGCGUUGGUGGGUUUGUUGCCAUGCCAUACAAAAUACGUCCAUCCCCGUCAGCCAUAAGCUGCUUGGAUCGUCGGCAGAGAGCGUUCAAAAGUUGCGCGGAAUUUUAAAAUUUCUGCUGGGCAUCGUAGCACCGGAUGGAGCCGACAGCGUCAAGACAAACACGAUAGAGAAGAGUUUGUUGUGCCACGUAGAUCGGUAUUAUUUGGGACAAUUGGAAGAGUUCCAUCGGCAAGUGUUUGAGCUGUACGAAUCGUACCAGCACAACAGAGCAACGGCUGUGAUUCUUAACUUCUGUAUAUCGACACUAUCUGGGCUGUAUCUGCACGUGAUCAAGGAUAGACUGUACUGUGGCUCCAAGGAAGAGCAUAACAAUUUAAGAGCAAUUCUCGACCGGACGUACCGUGUUGUUUCGAAAGUUCUAUGGCCAAUUAUUCCAUUCUUGGUGGAAGAAAGCUGGACGUACUAUGAUCGUGAUCAAUUUUACAAAUCCGCUCACCACAUUUCAAACACAACGCAAGUUCCUGCGGCGCAAACAGUGACUGCCAUUGAGUGUGCACUCGAUCUUCGGCACGCCGUUUAUCAGCAAGCGCAACUAAACGUCAACACCUGGCUUUUGGAGCUUGCAGUAGAAUGUACCGGAAGUGAUCUCGCACUGUUGACUUUGCUGCAUCCGAAACUGGACCAGCGCGAGUGUGAAACGGAACUCUGCGAAAUGUUGCAGGUCGGUUCCGUGGUUCUCCGCGAAGGUUCGUCGAGUAAUAACCGCUUCGCUAUAACGGUCACCAAAUCUGAUCAACCGCUUUGUCAGCGAUGCCGAAGAUUCUUGCUCGUAAAUCUUGACGGUGAUUGUGCUGGCCCCACAUGUGCACGUUGCAAUGCAAUUCUUAACAAGCAACCAGGGCAAUGAAUUCGAUCGAGUGUUCGGAUGUGAAUAAUAACGGGCUAACGGUCGGGAAUGAUUCUCGUAAAAAAC
Messenger RNA from Anopheles nili, 2985 nucleotides. It is a transcript of the gene IleRS-m, whose product is annotated as isoleucine--tRNA ligase, mitochondrial. Gene Ontology annotation, biological process: isoleucyl-tRNA aminoacylation. The record is from RefSeq and is a predicted model, not a curated record. The transcript is spliced from 4 exons. The coding region runs from base 1 to 2919 and encodes 972 amino acids. Gene Ontology annotation, cellular component: cytosol. Gene Ontology annotation, molecular function: tRNA binding; aminoacyl-tRNA deacylase activity; isoleucine-tRNA ligase activity. NCBI's taxonomy places the organism in Eukaryota, Metazoa, Arthropoda, Insecta, Diptera, Culicidae.